Messenger RNA from Pogona vitticeps (central bearded dragon), 3656 nucleotides. The record is from RefSeq and is a predicted model, not a curated record. Lineage: Eukaryota; Metazoa; Chordata; Lepidosauria; Squamata; Agamidae.
GCGUGGUGCGCAUGCGUCGCUUUGUCCGUACGUCCGUACGUGCGGGGGAGGGGUCUGUAGCGUGGUGGGAAGAUGCCUAGAUGUAAGUGGAGGGACGCCGUGGCAACGGGAAGGAGGGCCUAAAGGGAGCUCAGCCGCCAAGCAGAGGCUGUGCCUGAACAAGGUCUGAGAGUCAAGAGUCCAGCGUCUCCAGCGCUGAAUAGAGCUCUGGAAGCUGUAUGCCUUUCCCUCUCAAGGCACUUCUGCUACACACUGCCAGGACCUUCAGCCGACGGGAGAAAUCUGGAUUCCUGCGGACACAAACCACUCCAGCGCACCCGGGCCUUCUCGGUUGCCCAGAUUGUGCUCUCCGCCCGUUCUUUGGCGUGCGGCAAUAUACUCCACCGCCUUUGGCUAGCCAGUGGUACCAGCCUCGUCCCUGUGCGUUGGCUCCACCCGCACCGUUGUAUGCCAGCUGUUGGGCACCCCUGUGCACAGCCUCCGAGAUGGCAGAGCAGCGGUACUGUGUGGAUUACGCCAAACGAGGCACCGCUGGCUGCAAGAAGUGCAAAGAGAAGAUCCUGAAAGGGAUGGUGCGCAUUGGGAAGGUGGUGCCCAAUCCGUUCUCGGAGUCCGGCGGGGACAUGAAGGAGUGGUACCACGUCAAGUGCAUGUUUGAGAAGCUGGAGAGGGCUCGCGCCACCACCAAGAAGAUCGAGGACGUCACUGAGUUAGAGGGCUGGGAGGAGCUGCAGGAGGCCGAGAAGGAGCUGAUCAACCAGCACAUCACAGACCUUGGCUGCAAGCCCGCAAGCACGCCAAAGAAAAAGGCUGUCGUCCAGGCCAAGAUUUCUCCCGGUGGACACAUCACAUCCCCCAAGAAAAUGCCGGCAGCUUCUUCUGACCCAUCACCAAAGAAAUUUUCUGGUUUCACAGCAAAGCCAGGCAGUUCCGAAGAAGGCUCCCCCAGCUCUUUGCACAAGCUGAGUCUGUCGGCCGAGAAGAGCGACCCCAAACACAAGGACUGUUCUCUGCGGGAGUUCAGGAAGCUUUGCGCCAUGGUGGCCGAGAAGGCCAGUUACAACGUGAAAACCCAGAUCAUCCAGGACUUCCUGGAGAAAGGAACCAGUGGAGACGGCUUCCGUGGGGAUCUCUACCUGACAGUGAAGCUGCUUUUGCCGGGGGUGAUUAAGAGCGUCUACAAUUUGAACGACAAGCAGAUUGUGAAGCUCUUCAGCAGGAUUUUCAACUGCAGCCCGGAAGAGAUGGUCCGAGAUCUGGAACAGGGAGAUGUUUCCGAGACGGUGCGGAUCUUCUUUGAGCAAAGCAAAUCCUGUCCCCCUGCAGCCAAGAGCCUCUUGACCCUCCAGGAGGUGGAUGAGUUUCUGACGCAACUGGCCAAGCUUUCCAAAGAAGAUGACCAGCAAAGUCUCCUGCAGGACAUGGCUCGCAGGUGCACUGCCAAUGACCUGAAGUGCCUCGUCAGGUUGAUUAAACACGACUUGAAAAUGAAUGCUGGAGCAAAGCAUGUCCUCGAUGCUUUGGACCCGAACGCGUACGAGGCGUUUAAGGCAUCGCGCAACCUCCUGGACGUGGUGGAAAGGGUGCUUAGGAACCACCACGAGUCCCAGAAGGUGCCCGGCAUGAAAAGAACGCUCAGCGUCCAGGCCACCCUGAUGACUCCAGUUCAGCCGAUGCUGGCGGAAGCCUGCAAGUCCAUUGAGUACGCCAUGAAGAAGUGCCCCAACGGGAUGUACUCAGAGAUCAAGUACGACGGGGAGCGUGUCCAGGUGCACAAGAAGGGGGACCACUUCAGCUACUUCAGCCGUAGCCUCAAGCCCGUCCUUCCCCACAAGGUGGCCCAUUUUAAGGACUUCAUCCCCAAGGCGUUUCCAGGAGGGCACAGCAUGAUCCUGGACUCUGAAGUUCUCCUGAUCGACACCAAGACCGGGAAGCCGCUGCCUUUUGGGACCCUCGGGGUGCACAAGAAAGCGGCUUUCCAAGAUGCCAACGUCUGCCUGUUUGUCUUUGACUGCAUCUACUUCAACGACGUCAGCCUGAUGGACAGGCCCCUCCGUGAGCGUCGCAAGUUUCUCCACGACAACAUGGUGGAAAUCCCCAACCGGAUCCUCUUCUCGGAGAUGAAGCACGUCACGAAAGCCUCGGACCUCGCCGAUAUGAUCAAUCGGGUGAUUCGCGAAGGACUGGAGGGAUUAGUGCUGAAAGAUGUGAAGAGUACCUACGAACCCGGAAAGCGCCACUGGCUGAAAGUGAAGAAGGACUACCUGAACGAGGGCGCGAUGGCCGACUCGGCCGACCUGGUGGUCUUGGGUGCCUUCUACGGCCAGGGCAGCAAAGGUGGGAUGAUGUCCAUCUUUCUCAUGGGGUGCUACGACCCCGACAGCCAGAAGUGGUGCACUGUGACCAAGUGCGCGGGCGGACACGACGACGCCACCCUCGCCCGGCUGCAGAAGGAGCUGGACAUGGUGAAGAUCAGCAAGGAUCCCGGAAAAAUUCCAAGCUGGCUGAAGAUUAAUAAGAAUUAUUAUCCGGACUUCAUUGUUCCAGAUCCAAAGAAAGCCCCCGUCUGGGAGAUCACAGGGGCCGAGUUCUCGAAAGCGGAGGCGCACACGGCAGAGGGGAUUUCCAUCCGCUUCCCCCGGUGCACACGGAUCCGCGACGACAAGGACUGGACGACGGCCACCAACCUCCCCCAACUCCGAGAGCUCUACCAGCUGUCCAAGGUCAAGGCUGACUUCACCGUGGUCACCGCGGAGGAAGGGGACUCCCCCACGGGCAGCAGUGGGGACAAUGAGGGGCAGCCGGCAGCGUCCAUGCCACGCCGGCCUGCGAAGCCCCAGUCUGGCAAGUCUCCUGCCAAAGUCAAGAAGCUUGAAGUGAGCAAACCAGCUGAAAAGGCCCUGUUGAAGAAAACAGAGGAAAAACGAGGAGAAAAGAGGAAAGCGCCGGAGCUGGAGGGAGACAAGAAGCAAAUCCUGCUGGACAUCUUCACUGGGGUGAAACUCUACCUCCCCCCUUCCGUCGAGGGCUUCAGCAAGAUCAGGCGGUAUUUCAUCGCCUACGACGGAGACCUGGUUCGGGAAUUUGACAUGGCCUCGGCCACCCACGUGAUGGGCGAGGCGGAGGAGAACCUGGCAGCGAAGCAGGUCUCCCCGGACUGGAUUUGGGAAUGCAUUCGGAAAAGGCGGCUGGUAGCCCCCUGCUAGAUUCCAUCCGGACCUGGGGGGUGGGUGGAGUGGAGGCAGGAGCUGGUCAAGGGCGGUGAACCAGGCAGUGGAAAAUCAAGAAUUCCCAAUCUUUUGGAAGAACCUUUCAGAAGCUCCGCUCGGAUGGGUUAGCUUCUUUUUCUGAAAAGAACCAGUGUUUUCUAGAAUGAAGUGAGCCGUGGAAAAAAACACACUAACGUUAAAAUCAGCUUCAUCAGCCCAGGUUAGUGUGGCUUUUUAAUGAUACUUUUAAAUACAGGAAUAAAAGAGGACAGUCUUUUCCUGCUAUAUACGCUAUUAUGUCCAGGCCGUUCUAGAAGAGUUGUCCGUUUCCUGUGGUGCUAAAUUCGGGCGUUCAGAUGUGUAACCUUCAAAUUCAGUUCUGUGCUGAAUGAACUUCUUUGUAUCGCAUUCCCUCGAUCCUGGGAAAUUAAACAGGCUGAAAACUCC